This is a messenger RNA of Trichomonas vaginalis G3, 1548 nucleotides long. RefSeq names its product hippo signaling. NCBI's taxonomy places the organism in Eukaryota, Parabasalia, Trichomonadida, Trichomonadidae. Gene Ontology annotation, molecular function: ATP binding; protein kinase activity. The record is from RefSeq and is a predicted model, not a curated record. Gene Ontology annotation, biological process: regulation of MAPK cascade; intracellular signal transduction; protein phosphorylation. The transcript has a single exon. Bases 1 to 1548 code for a protein of 515 amino acids.
AUGUUUAUGAAGAGGAGUCGAGAAAUCCAGCAAGGCUUGAGUAACCCUUACGAGAUAUACCAAAGGGUUCACAUCGAUACUGACAUGAACUGGACUUUUGAUUCCACUGCCGAUCCCAAUUCUUUAUUUUGUACCAUCAAAUGUAUCGGAAAAGGAGGAUUCGGCAUUGUCUGUGAAGUCCUUAACAAGGUUCUUCAGCAAACAUUUGCAGGAAAAAUCAUCAAUACUUCUUUUUUAGACCAACAAAAUGAAAAAACAUACCAACAAGAAAUGAAAAUACUUCGAACUGUAAGAUCCCCGUAUAUUAUCAAAUAUUAUGGAUGCGUGCAUCUAAAAACUUCGCGAAUGUUGCUGAUGGAAUUUUGUGACAAAGGAUCAUUGCGACAAAUUUUAGAUACUCGUAACCAAGUAUUGAACGAAAAACAGAUAGCUAUUGUAAUGCACGAUUUAUUAAUGGCUUUGGAUGCAUUACACAACAAAUAUAAUAUAAUUCAUCGAGAUAUUAAAGCAGCAAACUUACUUUUCAAUUCAAAAUAUGAAAUAAAACUGUGCGAUUUCGGUGCAAGCAUCCGAAAAAGCGAUACUCAAGAUAAAUCAAACGUCAUUAUAGGUACUCCUUACUGGCUAGCUCCAGAAGUCAUCAGCGGUCAGCCAUACUCAUACGCGUCUGAUGUAUGGGGUACUGGCAUAACAGCAGUCGAAUUAGCUGAAGGAGCACCUCCAUAUGUCGAAUUCCCUCCAACAAAGGCCAUGAUAGAAAUCUCAAGGAGUGGGUUCUGCGGAUUGAGAGAACCGUCAAACCAUACAACGAUCUUCACGAGUUUCAUUAUAACUUGUUUGAAGUCGAAUCCAGAGGAAAGGCCAACGGUUUCGGAACUUCUAAAUCACCCAUUCAUCAAGCAGGUCGAAACACUUAACAGAAAAACAGAAAUGAGCGAAUUAUUAAACGUUUCUACUCCGGAUAUAAAUAUUAUGGGAGGUGGCCUUGAUCUUCCUAAGCCACAACCUGUCCAGACACCAAACCACAUACCGUCAUCCAACUUUUUGAUCAAAUCGGCUCACGAUUUGGAUCAAAACAACAGAGCUUCACAGCACCUCGAAAAUUCAAGUUUAUACUCGCUUCCUUCUACAUUACCUGAUUUCUCAUCAUCUUUCGGCUUUGACAGCCCUGUUACUGAUGAUCGGACAUCAUCUCUUCCGAACUUCGGUUCCAGCCAAUCAUUUGGUGAAGGCCGAUCUUCCCUGUUAUCUCCCAACCAGUCUGUUGUGCACGCAACCCCUGCUUUCCCUACAUUCCCUUCACAGAUCGAAUCCGUCGCUUCUUCCCUUCCAUGCAUCAUGGCCCAGGGCGAGGAAGUACCGAUGCAACCGUUCAUUCAGCGAAAAAGCCUCGUCAGCGCGAAUGCAACUGUUGUACACGCGGAAACUCUCUCGGUUCCUGACGAAGAUGAGCACAUUCCAAGUUCAUUGGACUCACUGCAGAAUGAUUGCAGUAAUUCUGACUUGAAGCCAUCGAAUCCAAAAGAAGUUGCGGUAUUUGAAUUGUAA